UACCGUUCGUCAAGUCAAGCUUGUAGGCGGCGAUAGGUUGUGGCGCGGGUGGCUUCAUACAAAAAUGGGCUCGUAGCAGUUACACAGCCGCCCUGUUCACCGGUCGUCAUGAAUUUCGAUGGGCUGGAUCCAGCUCUGGCAGAGUACACCCCUGCCUUACACGCUCCCUUGGAUCCAGUCCUUGAUCCCCACUUGAACCCCAGUCUACUGCAGUCUGUAGAGCUGGACCAUGAUCGUGUUGGUCUGGAAGGGAUCCCGGUCCCAGAGACUGUGCGCAUCAUGGAGGGAAUGUACUCCGAGUUACACACGACUGUGUCUGAAGUCGGAGUUCCUGUGUCAGCAGUCCACUUUGACGUCCAUGAGGAGAUGCUGUGGGUUGGGAACCACGGAGGCCAUGCCACAUCCUUCUUUAGCCCUGCCCUUGAGAGAUACUCGUCUUUCCAAGUGCAUGCUAGCAAUGAUAUCCGGCAGAUCCAGAGUGUGGACACAGGAGUUCUCUUCCUCACAAAGAACAACCUGAAAUGCAUGACACGCGGAGGACUGAUCAUCUUUGACUACCUGAUGGAUGAGACUAUAGACAACCACAGUCUUCUACUCACAGAUGGCAACACCCUACUCAUAGGAGGUAUGCAGAACCAUGUCGUCCAGAUGGAUCUUAACACUGUGCAAGAAACACAAAAGUAUACAGUUGAAGUUCCUGGUAUUACAGUUAUGCGACAGUCCAACCGAUUCUUUUUCUGUGGGCAUACAUCUGGAAAGCUUUCGUUACGAGAUCUUCGCACAUUUAAAGUCGAACACGAGUUUGAUGCAUACUCGGGUAGUCUGUCUGACUUUGACGUCCAUGGAAACCUUGUGGUGACAUGUGGAUUCUCCAGUCGCAUGAAUGUUCUUGCUUGUGACCGCUUCCUGAAAGUGUAUGAUUUGCGUAUGAUGCGGGCCAUCACUCCACUUCAGGUUCACGUUGAUCCCCUCUUUCUGCGCUUCGUCCCUACCUACACUUCCCGGCUAGCUAUUAUUUCCCAGCGCGGUCAGUGUCAGUUCUGUGAACCCACUGGUCUGGCUAGUCCUGCAGACAUAUUCCAUGUCAGCACUGUAAGCCAGCUCAUAAUGUCUUUUGAUGUGUCUGCUAGCAAACAAGUUUUGGCAUUUGGAGACUCUGAUGGAUGCGUACACCUAUGGGCAGACACUCCAGAAGCAACGUUUAACACAUACCCUCGCGACACUGAGUUUGCAUUGCCCUGCAUGGUGGACAGCUUGCCUCAUCUGGACUGGAAUCAGGACCUUAUGCCUCUUUCUCUUAUCCCUGUACCACUGCCAAAUGAAACUUUGCUCUCAGAUUGGCCCUCUGCUAAUUCUAUGCCUGCUCCUCGCCGUGCUCCUCCUGUAGAUCCAGAGAUACUGCGGACCAUGAAACAAGUUGGCUUUAUUGGCUACUCUCCCAAUCCUAGAACAAAGCUUAGGAAUCAGGUGCCAUAUCAAUUGGAAAAUGAUUUUGACAAUUUUAACCAAGUUCCAGAAUCUCCAAUAGGAAGAGAGGAAGAACCCCAUCUCUAUAUGGUGCCCAAAAAGUUCAGGAAGGUCACUAUAAAGUAUUCCAAGCUUGGCUUAGAAGAUUUUGACUUUAAACACUACAAUAAAACCUUGUUUGCUGGCCUAGAGCCGCAUAUACCCAACGCCUACUGCAACAGCAUGAUCCAGGUGCUUUACCUAUUGGAACCAGUAAGGUGCCUGGUCCAAAACCACCUCUGUCAGAAGGAGUUCUGCCUGACUUGUGAGCUUGGAUUCUUGUUCCAUAUGCUGGAUUUGUCACGUGGAGACCCUUGCCAAGCUAGUAACUUUUUGCGGGCUUUCCGAACCAUCCCUGAGGCAGCGGCAUUGGGACUGAUUUUAGCUGAUUCAGAUGAGGCCACAGGAAAGGUUAAUUUGGGUCGCCUGAUACAGAGCUGGUGUCGCUUUCUUUUGACACAACUUCACCAAGAAACACAAGAGCUGGAAGGUCCUCAAGCUUAUCGAGGUGUUGGGAGCACCAGCUGCUUUUCGUCAACAGGAGACUCUGUGAUUGGUCAACUUUUUGGAUGUGAGGUGGAGAACUGCAGCAUGUGCCGCUGUGGUAAAGAAACGGUGCGUGUAUCCACAACUCUGCUUUUUACCUUGUCGUACCCGGAGACUAACAGUAAUGGUAAAACCCCUCCUCCAGAUUUAGAGUUUGCGGAGAUUCUGAGGAGAAGCAUUUGCCUGGAGCAGAGCACUCAGGCCUGGUGUGAGAAUUGCGAGAAAUACCAACCUACAGUUCAGACCCGCAACAUUCGUUGUCUUCCUGAUGUACUUGUUAUAAACUGUGAAGUUAACAGCACAAAGGAGGCUGAGUUUUGGAAGACACAGGCAGAGUAUGCUUUUAAAAAGGCCCUGCGUAAAGCAGAACUGAACAUACCAGUUCAUCCCAGUGAAAGUAGCAAAGAAUGGAAUGAUCCUAACUCUGAGAUGAUCACACCACCUCUGUUACCUUCAGUGGAGGAACUUCGUAAUGUGUGGGUCCCUUGUUCCCUAAAGAUGAAACUUUCCAAAACCAAAGAGUUGGAGGUUCUUAAUUGUUCAGAGAAUGAGGAGCCAAAUCAGUCAGAAGAAAACGCAGAUGAAACAACAAAUGUGUAUGACCUCAUGGCGACGGUCGUUCACAUCCUGGAUCCUCGAACAGGUGGCAGCCUAGUAGCGCACAUAAAAGUGGGAGAGACCUAUCACCAACGAAAAGAGGGAGUAACACAUCAGCAGUGGUAUCUAUUCAAUGAUUUCCUCAUUGAACCUGUGGACAAGUGCGAGUCUGUACAGUUUGACAUGAACUGGAAGGUCCCUGCAAUACUUUUCUAUACCAAGAGGAGCCUGAACCCAAAAUACAACUUAGCAAUUAAGAACCCAAUUGAAACUAGUGUGUUACUGGCAGAAGCCUCUCUAGCAAGGAAGCAAAGGAAGUGUCAUGCCACCUUCAUUCCAUUGUUGCUAAAUGAGAUGCCACAAGCAGGAGAACUGGUGGGCCUCGAUGCAGAGUUUGUUACCUUAAACCAGGAAGAAGCCGAGUUACGGAGUGAUGGCACAAAGUCCACAAUAAAACCUAGUCAGAUGUCUGUUGCCCGUAUUACCUGUGUAAGGGGGCAAGGACCUAAUGAAGGUGUUCCAUUCAUUGACGAUUACAUCUCCACCCAAGAGCAGGUGGUGGAUUAUCUUACACAGUACUCUGGAAUAAAACCUGGCGACUUAGAUGCUAAGAUCUCGUCCAAGCAUCUGACUACUUUGAAGUCCACAUACUUAAAGCUAAGGUUUCUCAUCGAUGUAGGGGUGAAGUUUGUGGGUCACGGCCUUCAAAAAGAUUUCCGUGUCAUAAAUUUAAUGGUGCCAAAAGAUCAAGUAAUUGAUACGGUCUAUCUGUUUCACAUACCACGUAAAAGAAUGAUCUCUCUAAGAUACUUGGCAUGGUAUUUCCUUGAUCUUAAAAUUCAAGGGGAGACACAUGAUAGCAUAGAAGAUGCUCGGACAGCCCUACAGCUUUAUCGCAAGUACUUGGAGCUUAGUUGCAAUGGAAAAGAGCCAGAUAAUUUCCGCAAAGUGUUGAAGAGCCUAUAUGAGAAGGGACGAAAGAUGGACUGGAAGGUUCCGGAACCAGAGAGUCAAAGCAGCCCAAAAAGUAAAAUGCGCCAGUGUAUUCUGCUAUGGUGGGACUUUAGUGUCCUUUUUAAUUUCUUUUUAUGAGCUUGGUAAAUUGGAAACUAGUUUCCAUUUACUAUUUUUAUUGAUUUUUUUUUUUUACUUGUGCUGAAUUGUGACGCCGUUCUGUGAACGCAAACACAUCUACUUUUAAUAAAACCUUAA
Messenger RNA from Bufo bufo (common toad), 3861 nucleotides. RefSeq names its product poly(A) specific ribonuclease subunit PAN2 (gene PAN2). Bases 109 to 3741 code for a protein of 1210 amino acids. Gene Ontology annotation, molecular function: poly(A)-specific ribonuclease activity; protein binding; nucleic acid binding. Gene Ontology annotation, biological process: mRNA processing; nuclear-transcribed mRNA poly(A) tail shortening. Gene Ontology annotation, cellular component: P-body; PAN complex. Lineage: Eukaryota; Metazoa; Chordata; Amphibia; Anura; Bufonidae. The record is from RefSeq and is a predicted model, not a curated record. The transcript is spliced from 26 exons.